AUGUGGGCAGCCAUUGGUACUUGGAUUAUUGACAGAUUAAUUAGGGAUUGCCGUUUAGCUUGUUCUGGUUGCCCAGACGCUAUUGUCACCUUGAUGUUCGAUGAAUCAUUAAAGGUUAUGAACCCCAACCACCAGGCAUGGAACCCCGUUCCUGGUGUCACUUCCGAUUACAUUAAUGACUAUAUUGUCUUAUGUUGCAAAGUCAAAGGAGGAAUGACUCAUGACUUAUAUCAACAUUUGAAGAAAUACCCGGGGAACAGUGAUAUGAUUCAAGCUUCUGUUGAGGGUCAAUAUGAAGAACCGUAUCCAGAUAAUGCAGAUAGAGGAAUCUACAUAGCAGGAGGAAUCGGUAUUCCAGGAAUGUAUGAGGAAUGA
Hemisphaericaspora subhashii is the source of this 375-nucleotide messenger RNA. RefSeq lists its product as uncharacterized. Gene Ontology annotation, biological process: iron ion transport; copper ion import; intracellular iron ion homeostasis. NCBI's taxonomy places the organism in Eukaryota, Fungi, Ascomycota, Pichiomycetes, Serinales, Debaryomycetaceae. The record is from RefSeq and is a predicted model, not a curated record. Gene Ontology annotation, molecular function: ferric-chelate reductase activity. Gene Ontology annotation, cellular component: plasma membrane. Bases 1 to 375 code for a protein of 124 amino acids. The transcript has 2 exons.